Molecule: messenger RNA, 1714 nt
Organism: Xenopus laevis (African clawed frog)
Lineage: Eukaryota; Metazoa; Chordata; Amphibia; Anura; Pipidae
Gene: perp.S
Product: PERP, TP53 apoptosis effector S homeolog
Exons: 3
Coding region: 102-650 (182 amino acids)
Biological process (GO): cell-cell adhesion
Cellular component (GO): membrane; cell-cell junction; anchoring junction
Source: RefSeq, marked provisional
GCUCAUUCCUGCUUGUUGCUAUAAGCAGUCCUAAGGAACUUCAGUAAAGACUGUGAAACAGACCUGUUCUCAUCUGCCUGCUCCCUGCUCAGCCCUGCAACAUGUUUAAGUGCGGUAUUGCUUAUCCCAGAUGCAAAUGGAUCCUACCUCUACUUAUGCUCUUUGCAAUUAUAUUUGAUAUCAUCGCCCUGUCUGGCAGGGGCUGGGUGGAGACAGAAAGCGGCAGGGAAUAUGCAUCGUUGUGGGAAAAAUGCAGUGGGAACGGCGGCAGCUGCCUAUCUAUCAUGGAUUUCGCUUGGGGUAAAGCAACUGCGGCACUUCUGAUCAUUGGCUUCAUCUUGCUGAUCAUUUGUUUCAUUCUAUCCUUUGUUGCUCUAUGUGUGCCAAAUAUGGGUUUGAUGAGAAUAAUUGGAGCCGUUCUCAUUUUAGCAGUUAUUUUGCAGGUGAUUGCACUGAUUAUUUAUCCAGUGAGUUUUACCAACCAAUUGGCUAAUGGUAAUGAGAGUUAUCUGUACAGCUGGACAUAUGGCUUCGGUUGGGGUAGCACAAUUAUCAUGUUUGGCUGUGCCAUAUUCUUCUGCUGUCUCCCCAACUAUGAAGAUGAACUCCUGGGGAACGUCAAGACAAAAUACUUCUAUACUUCUGCGUAAACAGAUAUUUUAUUGGUCUAGGCUAGCAUAAAGAGACUAUUAACCUUUUUUCACAUAUAAUAGUAUGAACGUUUUGCUUAAGAUCUAUUCCACUGGUGGCUUAGUUUGCCUUUUUUAUGGCUUGUUUUUGUUUAAAGUGGUUGUUCACCUUUAAAAUAACUUUUAGUGUGAUGUAGCGAGCAAUAUUCUGAGACAAUUUGCAAUUGGUUUUCAUGUUUUAUUAUGUGUUGUGUUAUUCAGCAGCUCUCCAGUUUGCAAUUUCAACAAUCUGGUUAAUAAAUUAUCCUAAUAUGCAUGCAUUGUUUUGAAUCUGAACAGGAGAGUGCCUGAAAAGGCAAAUCAUUCAAAAACUAUAAAAAAAAGAGAAAACAAUGUCCAAUGGAAAAGUUUCUUAGAAUUAGCAAUUCUAUAACAUACUAAAAGAUAACUUAAAGGUAUACCACACCUACAUUCUUACUGCAACCAAACUUCCACAUGAUGCUUUUUUUUUUAUCAUGGAUGUAUUUUAAGAUUAAUUCACUGAAAACAGUUGUCGGUAGACUUUUUUUAAUUAGCAACUUUUCUUUUCUUACUAUUUCACCAGGUUAACUGGUAAAAGAAUUAACAUUUAAUCAUGUUGUGCCACAAUUCAUAAAUGUAAAAGUAAGUUGAUAUUUGUGUGCUGUGCAGGCAUUAAAAACAGAAAUCUAUAAAAUUGGGCUGUUCCAUUUGUUUAGUAGCCUACUACAAAUUAGAAUUUUUCAACUAAUGUGCCUUUUUCCUCUUGUCUUAAGAGAACUGUGGCAUGCACUGAUGUUGACUAAACCAACAUGAAAGUAUGUAGAUGGCAGGACAAUAAUUUCUUUGUUUUUAGUAGCCUGAAACCAUGCUGUUGCAUGUCUAAAACAUUUAAAGAUAAUGGGUCCCAUAUCUGUAUUUGGAUUUGAAUGAUAUCAAAGACUAAAAUGCAUUAUAAGGUAGCGUUAAACACAUUUUGUAUGUCUGAUAAAUAUUUUUAAUGUGCAAGAAGAAUUGUAAUGUGUAGAUACAAUUUAAAAGCAAUAAAAUACAUUCUUUCUGUCUAA